AGAGCCUAUCAACUUGAAAUCUCGCCUACAAAGGAGAUAGAAGUUCUGGAGCCAUCUCAACUGACUGAUCCUUACCCUUUGGCAGACUACACAGUUGGGACAAUGAGGCUUAUCACCCUGAAGCGAUAUAUUCACGUUUAAGGAUCUCUAGACAUGGCGAGUGUCACACGGCUCCUGGUGAUUUUAGAAGAGGACAGUUGCAUCAAGCUGGAGCUUCCGAAUGGCAUCCCUGGCUCCGUUGACGAAGUCAUCGAAGAAAUAAAGAAUAUUUCUGGUCUAACUAAUGAAAUACGGCUUCAGUACUACGAUGCUGACUUCAGCAGUUGGGUUAACUUAACUAAAACUUCAGACCUGAAGGAUCUUGCCACUUUGAAGGUUGUUCAACCCCCCCCUGUGACAUUAGUCUUUGAGCCAGUUGACCUCUCUGUGAAUGAGGCCAAUGUUCACAGCCAAGAUGAUGCAAGUAUCUCUUCAUCUGCAUGCUCAGAUGAUACAUUACCUAAUCUCAACUUAAGGCUGGAAAUGCAGAGUAUCAGAGCAACCAGAUCCUAUCCUAGUGAUGCAGACUUGAGUGAAGUGGCACAGGCGCUCACACAGACACACCCCUGUCUGAAAGAACCAGGGUCCUUCAACCACAGUUACGGAUGGAAACAGAGGCUCAAGACGAAGAUGUAUAACUAUCGCACAUACCUAAAAUCACACAGUUCAUCAUCUGACGAGCUGACUGUGAAUUCUGUCAAAAGAAAAUCCCCCACCGACGCCCACCCAGCAAAGAACAUAAAAAAACCCAGGAGAGCCGAGUCUAACCAUUACCCAUCUCUACCUCAUGGCGAGACCCCUGAGUCCAUGGAACAAGAGAGAAUAGCCCUUUUGACUGAAGUAAAGAAAAGGAACAAUGGCAAAACAAUAAGAGCGAAGAUGGCUCAGACGUUCGCAUUUCGGAGGCAAGAAAUUGUCAACAAGAAAGCAUCUUUGGAGGAUAUUAUUGAGAGAUGGCCAGCACUCUUCGAAGUCCAAGAGAUAAAUGCAGAGUUCCACAGAGUAACCACAAUACCCCUUGAAGCAAGGUUCAUGGAGAAACUUGACGAGAAGUGCAUCGAACUGAUUCAGGUUGUCAGAAAGAAGGGUGGAGCAACUCGGGAGAAGACAAAGCUCCUGCCAGUUGUAGAAAAGGAUACUGAUAUCGGUACAAGGAGGGAGAUCGCUCUCAAAUGUCUCAUCAUCAACAUGAGAGAAUCAAUGGAUGAUCUGGUCCAAGAAUUCCUGGUGUCGGAGAAGGAAGAGGCUGAACACAUUCUUCAGGGGGCAACCAUGGCAAUCUACAUCAUCAGAGAUGCACAAGCUGCACCCAAAGACAUUGGCAUUAUACUUGAGGGACAAGAGGUUGUGAACGAGUUGCCGUCUGUCGCAAAUGCUGUCGCCAUUCUCAUGGGACUCCUUUAUGUUCUCAAUAUGGAAUAUCCAAAGACAUUGAAACAGACAUUUGAAUAUAUCCAGAAAGUCCUCAUGGAGCUGGACCCGAAAGGCAUGACCACCAAGGUCAAGAAGCUCUACGACCAGCUAUACAGUACAGCUUAGUUGCAUCGUAACAGUAGCAAGUAAAGUAGCAUUAGUCAGUAGUAGUGUUUGCUUUUGCAGCUGACUAGCUGGCAUACAUAUGUGGUGUGACUAAUUUGAGAGCUGACUGACUGACUAGAGACUUGACUGACUGACUGACUUGAGACUUGACUGACUGACUUGAGACUUGACUGACUGACUGACUUGAGACUUGACUGACUAACUUGAGACUUGACUGACUGACUAACUUGAGACUUGACUGACUGACUGACAUGAGACUUGACUGACUGACUUGAGACUUGACUGACGGAUUUUACAUUUCAGCCAGGUUUGGCAUCUCACUGUUAAUGUCUUGGGAUUGUACACUGUUUGGUUAUAUCAGGAGGAUUUUACAGUUCAGCCAGGUUUGGCAUCUCACCGUUAAUGUCUUGGGAUUGUACACUGUUUGGUUAUAUCAGGAGGAUUUUACAGUUCAGCCAG
Gadus morhua (Atlantic cod) is the source of this 2037-nucleotide messenger RNA. RefSeq lists its product as uncharacterized. Lineage: Eukaryota; Metazoa; Chordata; Actinopteri; Gadiformes; Gadidae. The transcript has 7 exons. The record is from RefSeq and is a predicted model, not a curated record. The coding region runs from base 154 to 1578 and encodes 474 amino acids.